UUUGGAGCAGAACGAUUUAUUAUGAGUUGAAAAACCUAAUAAUUUUACUCUCUCAUUUGCUAAAUCUUUCAUUCCAAAGAAACCCAUAUGGAACCACCACCUCCUCAUUUUUCUAGAGCUAAACCUCCAUGUCGUCUGUCCGAUCCGGCUCAGCCCCACAAGCUUUGCCGACGGCGACGACCAUCUUAUCCUCCACUUUCCAUCUGCUUUACGUGCAAAGGCAAGCAAUUGAGGUCCAGUGCAUACUAUUACUAUUGUGCUACUUGCAAUUUGGAAUUCCACAGAGGUUGUCACAUCUUUCUGCCGGUGAUAAGAAGCUCUUUUCACCCCUCUCACCCUCUCACCUUCUUCUCCUCAGAUCCUAAAUUUGAUGUAUCUAUAAUACCUAAAUAUUGGAGAGACAGCUCCGCUACAGAAGAAUCUUCAGAUGAAUCGAUAAACCAACUAACUAUUGAGUAUCUUGGAGACGUUAGUGAUGAUGACGGCGAGGACAGCCAUUCUGAUCACGAUCUUGGUGCUAGUGAAGAUGACGGCGAGGACAGCCAUUCUGAUCACGAUCUUGGUGCUAGUGACGAUGACGGCGAGGACAGCCAUUCUGAUCACGAUCUUGGUGCUAGAGACGAUGAUGGGAAUGGCAAUGGCGCUGGCGAUGUUCAUGCUGAUGGUGAGGCCUCUUUAUCCGAUGGAAAUCACCUAAAAUGCAAAUGUUGUGGGGUUCCUUUACAAAUGACAUAUUAUCAUUGUUCUAUCUGCAAGUUCAAUCUUAACUUGGAUUGCUCGAUGAGACAACCACCUCCCAUUAUCUCACACUUGAAAAGUCAUGAGCACACCCUAACCCUCUUCCCUAUACGACUCCCUUUGCCAUGUGAUGCUUGUGGCUUGUCUCUAAACGACACCGAAGAUCUGGUUUACUCUUGUCUACCUUGCAGCCGUAUGGUCCACAGAUCAUGUAUCUAUCUUCCUCGUGUCAUUAAGAUCACCCGACACCAACAUCGUCUCUCUCACACUUCCUCCCUUCAACCUGGUGAUUUCUCUUGUGGAGUUUGUCGCCAAACAGUUGACGUCAACUACGGGCAAUACUCUUGUAAUAAGGAAUGUCAUUAUGCUGUCCAUUCCAAAUGUGCAACAAGGAAUGACGUGUGGGAUGGAAAAGAUCUUGAUGGAGUGCCUGAAGAACCCGAUGAGUUUAUCGAACCGCCAUUCCUGAAGAUUGAUGAGGAGACAAUUCAACAUUUCAGUCAUCACCAUUAUCUGAAGCUCCAUGAAAAGAAAACCAUUUACAAGAGAGACAAGUUUUGUGAGGCAUGCACCCUUCCAGUAAUGAUCUCCCAGAGAUUUUAUGGUUGUAUGCAGUGUGAUUUUGUUCUUGACGAAACGUGUGCUUCUCUUCCUCGCAAGAAAAACCACCCACUACAUAAACACCCACUUAACCUUCACACUUUGCCUCUUGGUGAGUCUGCCAUGAUCAAUAAAGGUGCUACUAGCAAAGACAUAUUCAAAUGUAUUGGUUGCGGCCGAAUUGGCUGUGGUUUCUACUACAAAUGCGAUGAAAAAAAUUGUGAUGAGUUUCUCCUAGACGUCAGAUGUGCUUCCCUUCCAGAUCCUUUUGUUCAUGACUGUCAUCCCCAUGAUCAUCCUCUCUUCUUUAACUUGACCAAAGGUAAUUGCAUGGGGUGUGGUUCUGAUAGCUGCUCAUCCUAUUUCUUGGAAUGUAUUAAAUGUAAGUCUUUUUUGGGAAUUAAAUGUGCUACUCUGCCUUGUGAGGCCCAUUACACACACGAUAGGCAUCCACUCACUCUUUGUUACGAAGAAGAAGAAGAUACUACAAGUGGGCAAUAUUGGUGUGAGAUAUGUGAAUUCAAAUUGGAUCCAAAGACAUGGUUUUAUACAUGCGACUACUGUAUGAUCACUCUCCAUGUCAACUGUUUACUGGGGAAAGAUAUCUAUCUGAAGCCCUGCCACAUUUUCAAAGUAGGUCUUUUUUAUAAGGAAGUUGAAAUUGCUCGGAAUGAUGGUAAUUCUCGGCUGUUUUGCUAUAUAUGUCGACUUCGCUGUGGACAGACUUUGGUAUUCAAGUGGCUAGGUAGACGCAAAAGCUUUUGUACUCUUCGAUGUAUCGGAAAGUAUGUGAAAGACACGCGCGGGUAUUAUGAUGCAGUUGCAAUGGGAUAUUUUGAAUCUUAUCCAACGAAUCUAGUUACAUCCCCAGAAGCUUCCGAUUCAUCAGUUAUUAAGAGUGCUUUUGAUUUCCUAUUUAGAGAUUGAUUCUGUUUGUCGUGAGUUGCUUAAUUGCUUAAAUCUUAUUGGAUUCAGUUGUUUUUGGAUUACUUAAUCGAAACAUUUAAAAGAGAUCUUGAUAAACCAUUGUGAAGGCCUGAAGGUUAUUCAUAACCCUAACUAAUGUAGAGGAGAUAACGAGUGUGACACAAAGUCUGAUUGAGACACUGAA
This is a messenger RNA of Arabidopsis thaliana (thale cress), 2449 nucleotides long. It is a transcript of the gene EDA11, whose product is annotated as Cysteine/Histidine-rich C1 domain family protein. The transcript has a single exon. NCBI's taxonomy places the organism in Eukaryota, Viridiplantae, Streptophyta, Magnoliopsida, Brassicales, Brassicaceae. The record is from RefSeq and is marked reviewed. Bases 88 to 2265 code for a protein of 725 amino acids.